AUGAUUUUUGCUUUGUCCUAUAUUGUUGAAACUUUUAAAAAUUUUAUUGUUUUGUUUACAUAUUCAAACCCUUGUGAUUGUUUAACUCAAGUUUGGUUAGUUUAUUUGAUAAGAAUUCCAGGUUAUCUCUACAUUCUUGGACUAACAAUGUUUCACCUUUUUAUCAUGAUUGAACGUGUUUUGGCUACAGUUUUUGUUAAAAUCUAUGAAAAUCAAGGAAAUAGGAUUGCCGUUUUAUGCACAAUUUUUGUGUGGUUAUUAACCUCAAUAUUUGUUUUAUAUGUCUACAUAAGCUCUUCUAUGGAUGUUGAUACUUUUAGUCAUCCAAUGGUAUACAUAACACUUACAUCAAUUUAUAACUCACAAGUUCUUUCAAACAUUAACUACUUUUUCUUGUCUUUGGCUAUAUUUAUUGCAGUUGGUGAUUAUUUUGUUAUUCAUCGAAACAGAAAAAUUAAAGCAAAUUUUUUCAGUUCUGUAUCCUCGUACAGUUUAAGCAAAAGUUACCAAUCUAAACAAAACAUUCUCUUUAUGCGUGUAAUCUUCCCUCUUGACUUUUCUUAUUCUUUCGUCUUUGCAUUAUUUAAUAUCCUCUCAACAUUUAUUCGAUAUAAACGUGAAGAGUACGGACAACUAACAUUUCUGCGAACAUAUGAAUUCCUAAUUUUGGUAAACAAUGUUAAAUUCUACCCUUUAUAG
Meloidogyne enterolobii is the source of this 699-nucleotide messenger RNA. NCBI's taxonomy places the organism in Eukaryota, Metazoa, Nematoda, Chromadorea, Rhabditida, Meloidogynidae. The record is from the annotation of a GenBank genome assembly.